Molecule: messenger RNA, 887 nt
Organism: Limulus polyphemus (Atlantic horseshoe crab)
Lineage: Eukaryota; Metazoa; Arthropoda; Merostomata; Xiphosura; Limulidae
Product: toxin-like protein 14
Exons: 3
Coding region: 335-583 (82 amino acids)
Source: RefSeq, a predicted model, not a curated record
AGCAACCGUAGGAGAGGAUGAGAUCUGCUGUAUGUUUAGAAGUUCUGACAACUUUCAUGAACGUGGAGGGUGAACCUCUUUUCUUGGACUGGAUGCGGUGGACAGCGUGGAUCGUAGAAUCUGUUGUAGCUAGCAGGGCUUGGAGUAUUUCUUCUGGUGUAAAGGAUAUAUGAAUGUUCCGGAUAAAUAUAGUGUGGAGACUGGCACUGCUUUUGGGGGGUUGGAAAGUGAAGUUCAGGGUUGGCGAAGGUAGUGGAAAUCUUCUAGUAAGCCUCCCUUCCGCAGACGUCGAGUUCGCUCAGGGAAUACUCGGGCUUGGGGUUUGAAGUGGCGGAUGAAGUUGGCCGUGUCCCGCGGCGAGAAGUCGAGAGGUCGCUGUAUCGAUGACGAUUUUGUUCCCCAUAUGGUUGGCGACACAUGGUAUGAUGACAAGAAAUGUCAAAUGCUAACAUGUAUCUACAUCGAAGGUUUCCUGUACAUUUCUGGAUAUGGAUGCGGAAGAAUUGGAUAUUCUCCAGGGUGUCGUGUCGUUAAAAGAAAAGGACAUUAUCCCGUUUGUUGUCCAACUGCGAAGUGUUCAUAAUUAAAGUAGCUGCUGUCAUCUAGUGGCCAUAGUUGAAACCUUAAGAAUAUUACUAUCAAAUGGUAUAUAUGUACGAAUCUUAUAUUUUUGCGUUAUUGUAAUCCAAUUCCCGAAAUUAUUUAUAUCUUUAAAACGUUCAUUAUGCUUUAUGGUUAACUAUUUGAAGAAGAAAAGCACAAUGUUGACAGUACUGUGUUGAAUAUACGAACUAUAGAAACAUGCCAUGAUUUGUGGUUAAGUACUCUGAAAAUAAUGAAUAAAACAUUAGUGAAAAAAUACAGUAAACGGAACAAACUGUCAGAAG